UGAGGUUAUAUACUCGAAGUCUCGGCACGAAGGUACAUUUAAACUGAUCUGUGAGGUGAGGAGAGACGCGACAGCGAGGAGACACUAUCACAACAACACCAGGAAUAAACACCCGCGUCGAGUAUCCUCUGCGCUUUUUUGGGAGCUUGUUUGGGGGAGAAAAAGAAAAAAAAGAUUUGGAGAUGUCCAACGUCCAGUUAUCGUGCAGUGCGCUGGAGAGGCUGGUGGCCAGGAGGACCUUCCCUCUCCACAGACGCACGAGCGUCUGUCGCAACCUCUUCGGACCCGUGGAUCACGACGAGCUGAACCGGGACAUGAAAGCCAGGAUGCUGGAGAUUUCCGAGCGCGACCAGCAGAGGUGGAAUUUUAAUUUCGAGGCCAACACCCCGCUGGACGGGGAUUACGAGUGGGAAGAGGUGCCCGUGGAUAAGACCCCGGAGUUUUAUCAGGACUCUGUACAAAACGACAGGAGCCGGGUCCCCGCGACGCCCGUCAAAACGCAGGCGCCUUCCUCGGAGCCUGCUCCAGCGCCGGAGACGCCGCUCAUGGAUGUGCUGGAGCGCCUGGUGGUGCCCGACAGCAGCGGCAGCGCUCCCUGCCAGGUUAAGGUCAACCAGGAGAACCGCACAGACAAGCUCAACUCAGGGAAGACGAAUCACAGACACGUCCCGUGUGUGCGACGCAAGAGGACGCCCAGCGCUGACAACAACACGCACAUCACAGACUUUUUUGUGAAACGAAAGAGAGCUGACAGAAAAGCUGACACGAGUGGCUGUCAUCUCUCCAAAUCUCCAAUCCCCGUGGAACAGACUCCACGAAAGAGAAUCCGUUGAAAGAGGUUUUUUCUCUUGUCGUCGUUGCACUACUUUGCCUUUACGCAAUUUGGGAAGAAGGUGAAGACGUUUUGUCCCCCCCAUCCCCCGCUUCUCUGACGCUGGAGAGGAGGACGCGGACGAAGAUGCGGGGAGGACGGAGCCCCGCCGCUCGGCUGCUGCGGCUCGGCAGAGCGGAGCCUCAGCACCGGAGCAGACUCUCAGGACCGAACGGUUUGGGGCGGAGGUAGAGGAGGAGGAGAAGAGGGCGAACUCAGCCGAAUGACAUCUAUCCAGUACAAAUGUAGCAUUCAUUAUUGCUUUUGCAUACAGCCACUCGACAGUGUUAAAUGUUUUAACAUCUGUGCAAUCCUAAAUUACUUAAAAAAUGUCUACACUGGCCAAAAGUGUACAGCUUUAUAGAGACAAUAGUAUACAAAUGUUUAUUUCUUUUGUUUGUUUCUGUAAAUGUAUAUUUUUUAAGACUAUUCUAACUUAUAAUUUAUUUAUGUUUCCUUAUAUUUGUCGAAUGCCUUGUUGAUUUAGCCAAAGGGCAUAUUCUAUUUCUUAUUUUAUUUUAAUUUUAUUAUUUACAUUUUUUAAUGUGAUUUUUGCAAUCAUGUAGCUUACCCAUAGUCCACACUUGAAAAAGUAGGUUUCUUUGUGUUUCUGAGCCGUUGUUGUUGACGUUGUUUUUCUGUGUUUUUUCGUACCUACAAGUGCCCUAAUAAUGUCUUGCAAAAGAUGGGAAUAAAAAUUAUUUUUCACUUUAA
This is a messenger RNA of Solea senegalensis (Senegalese sole), 1585 nucleotides long. RefSeq names its product cyclin-dependent kinase inhibitor 1Cb (gene cdkn1cb). Bases 183 to 833 code for a protein of 216 amino acids. Gene Ontology annotation, molecular function: cyclin-dependent protein serine/threonine kinase inhibitor activity. Gene Ontology annotation, cellular component: nucleus. The transcript has 3 exons. Gene Ontology annotation, biological process: regulation of cell cycle. NCBI's taxonomy places the organism in Eukaryota, Metazoa, Chordata, Actinopteri, Pleuronectiformes, Soleidae. The record is from RefSeq and is a predicted model, not a curated record.